Molecule: messenger RNA, 1647 nt
Organism: Carassius gibelio (silver crucian carp)
Lineage: Eukaryota; Metazoa; Chordata; Actinopteri; Cypriniformes; Cyprinidae
Product: nicotinamide/nicotinic acid mononucleotide adenylyltransferase 2-like
Exons: 11
Coding region: 136-1050 (304 amino acids)
Biological process (GO): NAD+ biosynthetic process
Cellular component (GO): Golgi apparatus
Molecular function (GO): nicotinate-nucleotide adenylyltransferase activity; nicotinamide-nucleotide adenylyltransferase activity
Source: RefSeq, a predicted model, not a curated record
AGAUCACGGUGACGCUCUGCCUCUCGCGCCUGCCGCAGCCCAAUGAGCCUCGCCUCUUACUGCAGUCUCACAACAAAACAAAAGGCCUUAAAAUCCGCGACAUAUGUUAAGAAACGAUAGACCAGCGCAACCAAAAUGACGGAGACCACUAAAACACAUGUCAUUUUGCUGUCAUGUGGAAGUUUCAACCCCAUCACGAAGGGACACAUUCAUAUGUUCGAAAAAGCCAGAGAGUACCUACACAAGACUGGACGAUUCAUUGUGAUUGGGGGUAUCAUCUCACCUGUACAUGAUUCCUAUGGCAAACCGGGCCUUGUCUCAAGCAGACAUCGUCUCACCAUGUGUCAGCUGGCAGUUCAGUCUUCUGAUUGGAUCAGAGUGGAUCCUUGGGAGAGCUAUCAGGACACCUGGCAGACCACUUGUAGCGUUUUGGAGCAUCACCGAGACCUAAUGAAGAGAGUCACAGGAUGCAUUUUGUCCAACGUCAACACACCUUCCACAACCCCUGUGAUUGGUCAGCCCCAAAAUGGGACAUCUCCUAUUUAUCAAAACACAGUCAACAAGUCUGUAGCUAUUAAGCUUUGGGGAAAGAUGAGCGAAAGUCUGGGUAAAAUCUGCUGUGUUCGCCCACACAUGGAACGUUAUACCUUUGUUGAUGAAAAUGCCAACCUUGGUACUGCAAUGCGCUACGAGGAAAUCGAGUUGCGUAUCCUGCUCCUUUGUGGCAGUGAUCUCCUGGAAUCUUUCUGCAUCCCCGGCUUAUGGAAAGAAAGUGAUAUGGAAGUGAUUGUGGGGGAUUUUGGGAUAGUGGUGGUUCCUCGGGAUGGAGUUGACACAGAAAGGAUAAUGAACCAUUCAUCAGUGCUCCGCAAGCAUAAGGACAGUAUAAUUGUGGUAAAGGAUGAAAUCGAUCACCCGAUGUCAGUCGUCAGUUCCACCAAGAGCAGACUGGCUCUUCAGCACGGUGACGGUCACGUGGUGGAAUACCUGAGCCAGCCCGUCAUCGACUACAUCCUGCAGAGUCAGCUCUACAUCAAUGCCUCUGGAUAGGAUGGGGAAGUCCACUUCCGAGCCGUCAGUCAUCCCUGUCUGUCUCUCUGUGUGUAAUCUAGAGUAUAAUCCUCCUGUGCUACCACUGCUUUUCCAUGUAGAGGAGCAUUAAUCUGUCCUCCCCUCUUACCCGUGUCUCAUUGGGAUGUACAGCACUGUGCCUGAGGGAUCUGCUCCACCAAUCAGCUUUAAGGGACUGGGUGGGCUUAGGUGCCCAAUAGGAGGAAGAGGAGAAAGCCUCGAUACCACUAUGACAGAAAAAGAGUGUUUUUGAUUGAAUUAGAUAAUUCAUUGCCUGCUAUAAUGUCAGUCUUUGCUGUUGAUUUAAUACUCUCUGUACUUGUAGUUGCAUGCCUAAAGGUUUUCUUUCAGCGCAUGAGUGUUUAAAACACCAUGUAGACCGUAGUCUGUGGUUACAGUGUUUGCAAAAAAAACUGUGCUUUGACUCAUCUCAUCUUUAAAUACAUUUUCUACUCAUCCUUCAACUGUAUGUACAGAGAUCAUCUCAUAUACUGUAUUAUGGCUCAAUGUUUUGUCUUCAAUGUGCAUUCACGUAUACGUGGAGUAUUUGCUUGCACAUUAAAGAAUGCGAUUUCA